CAAGCUUAACUUGGAGGAAUGGAAGCGUUUCUAUUCUAACAAUAAUACACGUCCAGAUGCUAUUAAUUGGUUCUGGGGUCAUUAUGAUUCGGAAGGAUAUUCUAUUUGGCGUGUGGACUAUAAAUAUAAUGAUGAGUUAACAAAAAUCUAUAUGAGCAGUAACCUUAUUGGCGGCUUUUUCCGUCGUUUAGAGCGAGCGCGCAAGUUUGCAUUCGGAAGUUUGUUGGUUUUUGGCGAAGAAAUACCAGAGGAAGUAAGUAAUGCUGCAGAUUUCGAAUGUUAUGAAUUCAAAAAGGUAGAUCAUACAAAUCCUAAAGUUCGUUCCAAUUUCGAGGAUUAUUUGGCUUGGGAUGGUCAUCUUGACGGCAAGAAAUUCGCGGAUG
This is a messenger RNA of Racocetra persica, 383 nucleotides long. NCBI's taxonomy places the organism in Eukaryota, Fungi, Glomeromycota, Glomeromycetes, Diversisporales, Gigasporaceae. The record is from the annotation of a GenBank genome assembly.